Molecule: messenger RNA, 480 nt
Organism: Rangifer tarandus platyrhynchus (Svalbard reindeer)
Lineage: Eukaryota; Metazoa; Chordata; Mammalia; Artiodactyla; Cervidae
Source: the annotation of a GenBank genome assembly
AUGGGGGGUGUCAGGAUUCCUGCCGUGACGUCACCCAGGGCCCAGGGGGGACGCCUGGCGACAGCUGUGGGCGCAGAGGGGAGUGGACCCCAGAAGAGGAAAGGCCAGUCACUGCACAGUGGCUCCCGCCGCCGUGGCCCCAUCGCGCCGGGCCACUGCCGGGAAAGCACCAAGCCCCACCAAGCUCCUCUAAGCUCCAAGCCACCCCGGCUCCUGUACACGGCGACCCGAGUAGCCGCCCCUGCCAGCCCACUGAGUCACCAUGAGGACCCCCAGGGUCUCGCAUGGGGAGCAGUCAGGACACUGGGCAGGAUCUCGCUCCUGGGACGGCCAAGGACGGGCUCUGAGGAGGGCACAGCUGUGCACCCUGGGCCGGGCAUGCAGGCCACGGCUCUGAGUGGCCCUGCCGGCGUCCACCUCCCACAGUGCCUGGCAGGACCCGACCUGAGCCGGACCGUCCAGCCCGAGGCUCCAGCCUAG